CCCCCACUCCGCCCUGGUCCCGGCCGGGCUGGCUGAUGUCAUGCGGGCUGGAGGCGCAGAGCCACCCCCUGACCAUUCACUCGCGACGCAGCCACCGACAGUGGUCGUCACUGCAGCGCCCGGGAAGGUCUCGGGGACGGCGCCUCUCUCGAUUUCACCUCGCGACGGCGCUGGGGCAGGGGAGGAGGAGGCUGCGGCUUGUGAUCGCGAGAGGAUUUUGACCGACUCCGCCGCUCCACACCGCUCGGAGACGAGAACCCGCGCCCGGGGUGGAGUGACAACAAGGAGGUGGAGGAGGAUGGUGAUGAUGGCAGCGUUGGUGAUGUGGCCUCUGCGCCUCGCCUGCUGCUGCCUGCCGUGGCUGCCGCUCAGCACGGGGGGGCCAGGCGGCGUCAUGGACGUGACCCUCAUCAACUUCGGUCCCACGGUGGGCGACCACAAGGAGACCGCGCUGCUGUGCGUGGCGGGCGAGCGCGACGUGGACCUGCGCCUCACGCGCGAGCUGGAGCCCGUGAUGUCGGCGCGCCAGGCCCCGCGACUCGAGAGCCAGCGCGACUCCCGCCGCGUCAACACCGUGCGACUCACGCUCUCCGCCAGGCUCAGCUGGGCGCGACUCGGCGUCUUCAGCUGCCUCGCCAGCAGCCGGCGGGGCGCCGACAUGGCCGUGCUGACGACCACCAAGAUCAGCGAGCGCGCCUUCUUCCUGCCGAGCCGCCCCACAGUGACGGUGAGCCGCGGGGAGACGGCCUCCAUCGAGAUGAUGGCCAUCACUAAACUCAACGAGGACAUCAUGUGGCUGAAAAACGGCUCGUUUGACACCACGACCCCCGUGAGCGAGGUGGUGCAGGGCAAGGUGACGCUGCAUAUCGCGAACGCCACCCCGGCACACGCCGGCGUCUACUGCGCGCGCUACGUCAGCAACAGCUGGCUCCUGGGCGCCUGCACUCGCCUCAUCGUGCGCCGGUGUCCCGCGGACCUGUGGGGACUGGACUGCGCGCGGCAGUGCCCGGCGUGCCUCCAUGGCGGCGUGUGCCACGAGGACAGCGGCACCUGCGUGUGCCCACCAGGCUUCAUGGGCCCCGUGUGCGAGACCGGAUGCGGGGACAAUGCGUUUGGGAGCAAGUGCUCCGAGCGUUGCAAGGACGGCGGCUGCAACUUCUACACGUUCUGCCUCCCGGACCCCUACGGCUGCUCCUGCGCGACCGGGUGGCACGGCCCAGACUGUGACAAGCCGUGCGGCGCAGGGGAUUACGGGCCAAACUGCCGCUUCAAGUGCGAGUGUGAACGCGGGGCGCCCUGCGACCCCUUCCGAGGCUGCGUCUGCCCCGAGGGCUGGAAGGGCGCGCGGUGCGAGCAGGAGGCCCUGACCCCCCCCUGCAUACUGGAGCCGCUCGACGACCUGGAGAUUAAUGCUCGCACGCGGCUGCAGCUCAACUGCUCCGCCACAGGGUUCCCCACGCCGCGGCGCGACAACAUCGAGCUGUUCCGGCCCGACGGCUCCAAGCUCAGCCCUGCAUCAUCCAGCACGGAGAGGAAUGUCACCACCUCGACGUUCAAGCUGGCCGAGGCCAAGGUGACGGACGAUGGGGAGUGGAGGUGCCGCGUGGAGACGCCUGCAGGCCGCGACGAGAAGUCUUUCCGCGUCGCCUUCAAAGUGCCGCCCUCGCCCGAGUCCCCGCCGCGGCUCGUGCAGCGGUUCAGCACGGCGCUCAUGUUGGACCUCAUGGUGACGCCGCACAAGGGCGAUGGGCCGCUCCAGGGCGCCCGCCUCAUCUACACCUCCAGCAGCCGCCCUGCCGAGAAGCUGUGCGACGUAUACCUGGAGAACGUGUCGUCCUACCUGCUCGGAAACCUCCAGCCGCUCACCAACUACAGCCUGAGGGUGCAGCUGCAGCGUCCGGGGCCUGAGGGCUCCGGGCCGCGGGGCCCCGAGGCCAUGCUGCAGACAGACUGCCCCGACCCCACGGUGGCCCCCGUGCUGGGCCCCGUUGCCGCGACGGGCCGCACGGAGGUGCGGGUGGCGUGGUCGCUGCCGGCGCCUCCGCCCGUCGUGGAGAACGCCGAGGGCGUGGUGCUGCUCUUCCACCGCCCGGCCGACGGCUUCUUGCGCGAGGUCAAGGUGCCGGGGCUGGAGGCGCAGGAGCGCUCCGUGCAGGACCUGGAGCCCGACCACCGCUACUCACUGCAUCUGCUGCUCUACAACUGCGGCAGCCGCGGGCCGCCCUCACAGAGCCACAGCUUCCUGCUUGGCUCGCUCGGCCCCUCGGUGCCGCUGGGCUUGCGCGCUCGCGCCCUCAAUCAGACGGCCGUGCGCCUGACCUGGGAGCCGCCCUCCUCGCACCGCGGCCGCAUCGUGCGCUACCUCGUCGAGUGGCGGCGGGCGCCCGGCUCCGGGGCGGGGGCCGCGGGUUCCGCAGGCCCGGGGCCCGCGGGGCCGGCGGGGUCCGGCUCCUCGUCGCCGGCAGGGGUGACGGACGCCGUGCCCCGCGAGGCCGCGACGCCCGGCGACCGGGCGCAGCUCACGGCGGCGCAGCUGCAGCCGGCGUCGCGCUACUCGUUCCGCGUGCGCGCGCACGCACAGGAGCCCGGCGCGUGGAGCGAGGCCAUCACCGCGUGGACCCACAGCAACCGUCCCCCGCCCGCCCCCACAGAUGUCCAUAUCUACAACACCACGGACACGGCGGCCACCGUGUCCUGGAGUGUGGCCGAGGGGCACUUCAUCUCUGCCAUCAUCCUGCGCUACAAGGUGUACGGGGACCGCGAGCCGCUGGAUCGGGUGGUGAAGCUGCCGGAGGGCGGCGAGGCUGGGCCUGUGCGCUCCGAGGCGCGUAUUACGGGCCUCGAGCCCGAGCGGCCGUACCUCCUCGAAAUCGUCGCCCGCAACAACGUGGGGGAGAGCUCGCCCAACAUCAUCCGCGAGCUCCGCACGCUCUCAACCAUCGCAGUGAUGUCGCAGGACAGGGGCGGCGGUGGGGACGCCCAGGCAACGGGGGGGCCCGCCGCUGGGCCCGAGCCGCAGCUGCUGCUGGCCGUGAUGGGCUCCGUGGCCGUCACCUGCCUCACCAUCCUGCUCGUCGUGCUCGUGCUGCUCUGCCUGCGCGGUAGCGUCUUCCGCCGACGCCGCACGUUCAUCUACCCACCGGGAUUGCGGGACGAGCCGGUCGUGCAGUUUGCGUCGGGAACGCUGACCCUGAGCCGCCGACCCAAGCCCCCCCCAGAGCCCAUCAGCUACCCCGUGCUCGACUGGGACGACAUCAAGUUCGAGGACAUGAUCGGCGAGGGCAACUUCGGGCAGGUGAUCAAGGCGCUGGUGAAGAAGGACGGCACGAAGAUCAACGUCGCCAUCAAGAUGCUCAAAGAAUUCGCGUCUGAAGAUGACCACCGAGACUUCGCGGGAGAGCUCGAGGUCUUGUGCAAGCUCGGGCACCAUCCCAACAUCAUCAACCUCAUCGGUGCCUGCGAGCACAGAGGGUACCUGUACAUCGCGAUAGAGUUUGCGGCAUUCGGGAACCUGCUGGACUUCCUGCGCAAGAGCAGGGUGCUGGAGACGGACCCGGCGUUCGCCAAGGAGCACGGCACGGCCUCCACGCUCUCCUCGCAGCAGCUGCUGCAGUUCGCGGCGGACGUGGCCAAGGGCAUGCAGUACCUGAGCGAGAAGCAGUUUAUUCACCGAGACCUGGCCGCUCGCAACAUCCUGGUGGCGGAAAACUACGUGGCGAAGAUCGCCGACUUCGGGCUGUCGCGCGGCGAGGAGGUCUACGUGAAAAAGACCAUGGGGCGGCUGCCCGUGCGAUGGAUGGCCAUCGAGUCGCUGAACUACAGCGUGUAUACGUCCAAAAGUGACGUGUGAGUGGCACACCAGCACACAUCGGCACGCGCCGGCGCAUGCCAGCACACACAAAAAUAGGUGGCCAUUUUUUUUCUACUGUAAACCAAACCCAUACAUACUGGGCCUAUUGUCAAAACAGUGCAGUCUCCUGCAGUGAAGUUGAACACAGCAACGCCGGUACGAGAUCUCGGCACAAAUCAAUUCCUGCCACCCACACACAGGUGGCCAACUCCCAGACUGUUGGCAACCCCACACACGCGUGGCCAAUACGUAGUGAGACGUGCACAAACAUUUAACAUCUAUAACUUAUACAGCACUACGCGUUUACGGGAUGAAUAUCGCACACAGUCAAUGCACACGAAAGUUGUUCUGUCUGUAUCGGUUACCAAUGUCGCGUAAGCACGUUUUGUCUGUGGAUUCAAAUGUUUGGCACUUCACCCAACGUCGCCGUUAAAAUAAAAAAAAAACUGUAGGACGCCAGCGCUGUUUAUCAAACACGCUCCAUGCGCCUUGACGGCCACGGGGAGUUUCGCAACAAUGGCAUGUGGUGAUCCACCAACCCUCACUGCCUCCCCACAGCGCUGGCUUACAGGCCUCGUGCAUAGCAGUGAAGAAGAGGCAUUGCCUGAAACGUCGCCUAUGAUAUAUUUAUACUUUCGGCCCACGCGCACGCAGGUGUCAUUGUUAUUGGCGUACGUGAUGAGUGUGUUAUUGUUGGCUGAGCUUGUGCGCACCACUGCAAACGCGUCAGCAGCAUCACCGACAUGCGUUAUUCAACGUUCAGGCUGCUCCAGAUCACAGAGUACGCAGCCGACCACUUCCCCAUGACCUUGCAGGCCCCUCGGGUCCACGGAGCACGUGUUCCAUUCUCGGUUGGAGGGGUUGACUCAACCCAUCAUCCCUCCUCACGGGGUCAAUAGAAUGAGUACCAAUUUGUGGCGGAAGUCAUGGGCGGUUGUUUUUAUGUAUAGACCGGGAUCCCCACCACAGGAAUGUGGAAUUUCCACCACUGGCUCAGGGGCUGUACAACGGGAGUUGAGCACCGAUGCCUCAACGCUCGUGUGAACAGCAAAUCACUCUGACUUCAGAGAGCAGGGAGGGGGUAGCGGCAUAGGGGAGGCUGUGGGACUUCGUCUCUUCACAGAGGUCCGGAGCCCGGGCUCGGACAGCCGGGGAACGCGUCUCGGCCGUGUGCUCGAUGGCCGAGCGGGAAGGUUGAUCCCACGCGACGGCUUUGGACUCCGGAGGCCGACCGUAGCUCACAGCAGAAGGCCUGGGGUAACUGGAGCAAAGAAGAGGCCCGGUUUGCGGUACAGGGUGCCACGGUGGCGAGAUGUUAACUACCUCGUCUGGUAUACAGGAGGUCGUGGGUUCGAUCCUGAUGCCUGUAUAUUUGGAGUUUGCAUGUUCUCUCUCUUCCCGUGGUAACGUGGAUUUUUCGCAGGUUCCUCUGGUUUUUCCCUCCAAAUUUCGAAUCAAAGUGCAAUUACAGAGUAUUUGCCUGCUAUACAUUUCCAAAUGAUAAGCCACUUCGUGGAGCUAUCAUUUGUGAUGGCCAGGUCGCUUCCAAAAAGAGCCAUAUAGCUGAGUGGUACCUUACCUGGUAAAAUAAAAAAAAUAGUUAAAUAGAGCGUGUCGGAGGUGGCGGUGGGGACCUUUCGCACGAGUCGGUGCUGUGGACCAGCGGGGAGCUCGUUCUGCCGCUGGUUUCCUAGAGGAUCCGCGGUUUGAAUGCAGUGGGCCUCGUUGAUAACCGUGCCAUACCACGUGCCGCCUGCUUUGCUCAAACAGCCGAUACCGCGACGUUAUUCGAAGGAGAGUAGUGAGGCAUUGCGUUCCGGCGUCGUGGUCUCAAAUUGGCCACAUUUAGUAAAAUCAUUGACUCUGGAAUCACGCGGAGCAGCGAUCGCCGCCCCCCUUUCCAUGCUGCGAAAGAGCAGGACCCUCGCGAGAGAGCGUCUUGAGACUCGGCGAGGCUUUGCCGGGUAAACAAAGUGGCAAACGCCAGGGCGUGAAGACGCCGCGACGUUGAUCGCAUUCGUGCGGCCGGGAUGAGCGCGGGGGCGGUGGGUGGUGGGCGCUGCGGCUCGUUCCCACACGCCCCCCACGUCCCGCCGCCACCACGACCCACAAUCCACCUUCCCACGCACGGCGGCCGCAAGGGCGGGCUUAUCUCUCUCCCGAAACGCUUCCACGCGGCCGCUGGGGUCCAGCGGGGGCGGUGCUAUCGGGGGCCGCAAUGCGGUGCCCUCCCUGCUCAUCGCGCCGCUACCACGCGCCCAUCCCGCCCCCUCCCCCCACGCCCCCACAAAACCACGGCCCAGCCUGCUGAGUCGCCGCAGGCCGAGGCCACGGAUGAUCUGCUAAUUAGGCUCCUAACUGCCUCUGACGGCGGCGGUAACCGUAAAGAUCACGCGAGAACGUGGCCCUCUGCUUCACUCGCAGUGGACGUCAAAGAUCCCGCGAAGUAAUUCGAAGAAGAGUGGCAGGCGUCACUCACAAUUUGUCAAAAAAAUUAUCCACCGCAGAUUAAUCAAUUGGGAUAGACGACAGCAGCAAUCGUCGCCCCCCCUCCCCCCCUUAAGCAGGACCCUCCUGAAGAAGAGUUUUGAGGCUCCCCGGUGUAAACAAGCGUAAUGACAAGAGCAAUAAUGCGCCUGGUGUCUGUGAAGGAGGGGAUGAUGCCAAGUGACUAGGAGAUGUUAACUACCUCGCUUGGAUGUAUACAGGAGGUCGUGGGUUCGAUGCCGACCCUGACACCUAUAUAUUUGGAACUUGCAUGUUCUCCCAGUGGUCACAUCGAUCCUCCGGUAUUGCUGCUAGACAUUCGAACCGUAUGGCUGGCCCCCUGGGUCCCAUAAGCC
Molecule: messenger RNA, 6693 nt
Organism: Lethenteron reissneri (Far Eastern brook lamprey)
Lineage: Eukaryota; Metazoa; Chordata; Hyperoartia; Petromyzontiformes; Petromyzontidae
Gene: TIE1
Product: tyrosine kinase with immunoglobulin like and EGF like domains 1
Biological process (GO): cell surface receptor protein tyrosine kinase signaling pathway; positive regulation of kinase activity; protein phosphorylation
Cellular component (GO): plasma membrane; signaling receptor complex
Molecular function (GO): transmembrane receptor protein tyrosine kinase activity; ATP binding; protein binding
Source: RefSeq, a predicted model, not a curated record